AUGGCAUUCACCACCAAGGCCACGAUCGCCACCUUUGGCGGCAAGCUGCUCAAGCUGUCCCACGCCUCCAAGACGACCGGCACCGACAUGAACGUCAAUGUCUUCCUCCCUGGCCCGGUCGCCGACGCUGCUGCUGCCACGACAAAGGCGCCCGUCCUCUACUAUCUGGCGGGCCUCACCUGCAGCCCCGAGAACGGCUCCGAAAAGGGCUUCCUGCACGCAGCCGCCGCGCGCCACGGCAUCGCCAUUGUCUAUCCGGACACGUCUCCGCGCGGCCUGGACUUGCCCCAGGAGCAUGACAGCUGGGACUUUGGCGAGGCCGCCUCCUUUUACCUCGACGCCGACGCGAGCUCGCCGUACAGCGCCCACUACCGCAUGGAGAGGUACCUGACGCAGGAGCUGCCCGCUCUCUUGGCGGACGCCUUCCCGACGCAGCUCGACGGCGACCGCCAGUCCAUCACGGGCCACUCCAUGGGCGGGCACGGCGCCCUGACGCUGUACCUGCGCCACCCGGGCCGCUACCGGUCGGUCUCGGCGUUUGCGCCCAUCGCCAAUCCCACGCGCUGCCCCUGGGGCCAGAAGGCGUUCAAGGGCUACCUGGGCCCGGCGGAUCUUGCGAUUACGCCCGAGUCGGCGUCCGACAGCACGAUCCCGGCGGCCUGGAAGGAGCACGACGCGACCGAGCUGGUGGGCACGUGGACCCACGGCGACCUCAAGAUGCUGGUGGACGUGGGCACGGGCGACAAGUUUUACGCCGACAAGCAGCUGCUGCCGGAGAACCUGGAGGCCGCGGUCAACAAGGCCGGCCUGACGGGCCUGACGCUGCGGUACCAAAAGGACUACGACCACUCGUACUACUUUAUCUCGACGUUUGGCCAGGACCACGUCGACCACGCGGCCAAGUACCUGCUGGCGUAA
Molecule: messenger RNA, 918 nt
Organism: Sporothrix brasiliensis 5110
Lineage: Eukaryota; Fungi; Ascomycota; Sordariomycetes; Ophiostomatales; Ophiostomataceae
Product: S-formylglutathione hydrolase
Exons: 1
Coding region: 1-918 (305 amino acids)
Biological process (GO): formaldehyde catabolic process
Cellular component (GO): cytosol
Molecular function (GO): S-formylglutathione hydrolase activity
Source: RefSeq, a predicted model, not a curated record